This is a messenger RNA of Parnassius apollo (apollo), 786 nucleotides long. NCBI's taxonomy places the organism in Eukaryota, Metazoa, Arthropoda, Insecta, Lepidoptera, Papilionidae. The record is from the annotation of a GenBank genome assembly.
AUGCAAGAUGAGAAGAAUCUUGCCAGUAUACCAAUUAUUGAAAACUCAUGUUCAGUGGGGAACACAAUUGUCAAGGACAGACCAAGUUCAAAUGAAAUAACUAUGGAUGAGGAUACACUACUCGAAAUGUCGGAUAACUCAGAUGAUACUUAUGUUCCUACGGAGAACUACCGAGAUGACGGUCAAAACGAAGAGUUUAAUUCAUGUGGUAGUGCUUGUCCUCCAACAUGCUCCCAAACUGAACCACAGGCUUUCAUUCAAGUUUGCAGAAAGGUUUGCUUCUGUAAAUCAGGAUACUACAGACACGAAUAUACCCACAAUUGUGUAAAGCGGGAUCAAUGUUCUGAGACGGAGGACUACCAAGUCUGCGGCGAAAACGAAGAGUUUAAUUCAUGCGGUAGUGCUUGUCCUCCAACGUGCUCCCAACCUGAACCUGAGGAUUGCAUUCAAGUUUGUAGAGAGGGCUGCUUCUGCAAACCAGGAUACUACACAGACGAUUGUUAUUAUUAUUAUAUCAACAUGUGUGAAAUAUGGGAUCAAUAUUCUGAGAAUUGCUGCCCCGAGAAUGAAGUCUGUAAUAUGUGUAAUGCAGGCUGUCAGCCAUCAUGCAGCAACACUGACCCGUUUGGUACGAACUUAUGCGUGGCUGGGUGCGUCUGCACUCCGGGUCUACAGCGCAACGAUUACGGUGAAUGUGUCAGAGUUGAUAAGUGCUUUGAGAAUGGGUCCCAGAAUAGUUUUCUGUACAACCUUUGCGGACUUCUGUAUGUAGAGAGUAUGAAGUAG